UGGAUGGAGACGCCUGUGAACCGGCAGCAUACGUGGACCGAACGGUGACGCGGCGAAGUUUGGGAAGAUACGGGUCAAAUCUGAAAGGCACCAGGGGAGCCAGAGGUCCGGUCAGUCCCUAGUUGAAGGGACUGCCUCUCCCCCUCACCCCCCAACUCUGCAGGAGUUGGAUUCUGACGGAGGCUCUGAGAUGUGGGCGAACAACAGGUGCAAACGCCCCAUGAUGGAAGAGUUAAGGAUCUACUUGCAGAAGGAGGGUCUGCCAGUUGGAAUGUAAGGUCCGUGGGCACAUACAUCAAGAGUGAUGCUGAGCCCAAGGGCUGGGUCAGGGAACAGACCCCACCCCAUGAAGGUGGGAGAUGGAGAAGCGGGUCCUGGAGACCCCCCAGACUGUCUGGGGUUUGACCCAUCUCACCUGAGGAUACACCCUGAGGAGCCUGAGGUCCCAGAAGACGAGGCUCCUGGAGGAGCCGAGGUGGUGGCUCCGGCCCUGGUGCAGCUCAUCGACGAGCACGGGGCUUACUUGACCGCGCGCCUGGUUCCCGAUGGUUCGGCGGAGAAGCGCUCUGGGAAGGGGGCGCCAGGCUCGCUCCGCAACGGCUGUGAGGGCCGGGAGGGGCUGGCGCAGCCCAGGCCGUUCAGCUGCGCGGCCUGCGGGAAGGCCUUCAAGCGCGCGUGGGAGCUGCUGAGCCACGAGGUGGUGCACACGGCGGCGCGGCCCUUCCGCUGCGGCCUGUGUGCGGCCGCCUUCAAACGCCACUCGGACUGCAAGAGCCACCGGCUGGUGCACAGCGACGAGCGGCCGCACCGGUGCGACGCCUGCGGCAAGCGCUUCAAGCGAGCCAGCAACCUGCAGGAGCACCGCCGCAUCCACACGGGCGAGCGCCCCUUCCCCUGCCCGUCCUGCCCGAAGCGCUUCAAGACCCCCUACGAGCUCCACCGCCACGAGCCUCUGCACGCCCCUUCGCGGCCCUUCCCCUGCCCGGACUGCGGCAAGGCCUUCGCGGCCGGGCCGGCCCUGCUUCUGCACCGGCGGCAGCACUGCGAGGACAAGCCGCACGCGUGCGGGCUAUGCGGCAAGCGCUUCACCCACGGCCACAGCCUGCGGGUGCACGAGCGCGUGCACACGGGCGAUCGGCCUUUCGUAUGCCCGCUGUGCGCCAAGGCCUUCAAGCAGUCCAACGCGCUGGCCUCUCACCGCAGCGUGCAUUCGGGCAAGCGGCCCUACCCGUGCGCCACGUGCGGCAAGGCUUUCAAGCAAUCCUCCUACCUGGCCGUCCACCGUCGCACGCACACGGGCGAGCGGCCCUACGCCUGCGACGCCUGCGGCAAAGCCUUCUCCCGGCCCUCGCUGCUCCUGCAGCAUCGCCGCGUUCACAGUCCCGUGCGCCCUCACGCCUGCCGCUUCUGCCCUAAGCACUUCAAGGACCUGAACUACCGCGCGGUCCAUGAGAAGGUGCACAUGGGAGAGACGCCCUACAAGUGCGGCCUUUGA
Molecule: messenger RNA, 1495 nt
Organism: Hippopotamus amphibius kiboko
Lineage: Eukaryota; Metazoa; Chordata; Mammalia; Artiodactyla; Hippopotamidae
Product: zinc finger protein 239-like
Exons: 5
Coding region: 305-1495 (396 amino acids)
Source: RefSeq, a predicted model, not a curated record